This is a messenger RNA of Betta splendens (Siamese fighting fish), 3036 nucleotides long. It is a transcript of the gene stbd1, whose product is annotated as starch binding domain 1. Gene Ontology annotation, cellular component: membrane. The transcript is spliced from 3 exons. The coding region runs from base 181 to 2472 and encodes 763 amino acids. NCBI's taxonomy places the organism in Eukaryota, Metazoa, Chordata, Actinopteri, Anabantiformes, Osphronemidae. The record is from RefSeq and is a predicted model, not a curated record. Gene Ontology annotation, molecular function: starch binding.
GGCUCGCACCUGCUGUGAGCGGCGCUGCAGCAACAAGAGGUCACGCUUGAAAACGUGGCGAGGGGGGGCGUGCGGUCCACAGCCUGCGGCACCGCCAGUCGGAUCCGGGCCUUCGAUGCGCACACACGCACGCACGGACGGACGUCGUAACCGGGCCCGUUAUUUCCGCAGCUGACCGCGAUGCCGCUGAAGAACAGCAACGCCGUGGCCGUGGAGAGGCGCGCGGACCUGGCCUCGCUCUUCUGCAUGAUCGGGCGCCACGGUCCCGCCGUGGUUCUGGCCGCGGUGGCGCUGGUGUCGGUGCUGGCCGCCUUCGUCAUCUACCGGACCGUGAGGGGGAAGCGGAGGAGGCCCACGGCCGCAGCCGCCGACGGCGACGGCGGGAGAGGCGCGACGGCGAACCGCCCGGAACACGAGCCGAACCCCGAGCCGAACCCCGAGCCGAACCCCGAGGACGCGUUCGGCCGCACGGACUCAACAGAUGUGAGUGAUGAAGGCUCAUCAGAUGUGAAGGAGGCGGCUUCUCUCAUUCAUCCCAAUGUCCGACUGCGCCGCGCUGCUGCUGAUGAAAAGAAGCCCCCGCCGUGUUCUUCUGCACACGGAGGCCGCCCGGUACCGGUACCAGCCUAUGGCCGCCCGGUUCCGGCCUACGGCCACCCGGUACCAGCCUACGGCCACCCGGUACCAGCCAGCAGCCACCAGGUGUUGGAGGAGGAUCAGAAACAUGUUAAGAUCCCGGAAAAGCAGGUGGAACCUGCAGUGGACAGUCCCGUGCCCUUUGACCAAACCUCUGCCAUUAAUGAAAGUAUUGAUGAGACCUUGAAAAACCGUGUGACGCAUCGGAGCGAAGAUGAGAAGCAACGUCUGCGUUUGCAAAAUAAUCAAAAACAGGAUGAGGACGAAAUGGCUGCCGUUCAUGAGGUGAAGGAACGCGAGUCCACGCAGAGUGAUGACAGCAGCCGGACGGGGCUCUCCUCUGAUUCACAAGCUAAAGUCUCAGGCUUGGGUAGUUUAACUCAGCCCAGUUCAGUGGUUCCGUUGGCUGAAGAACCUCCACAGCAGCAAAACGGCUCCAGGACCAAUAACCAUUUGGCGGCUCUGGUUCCGUGUGGAUGCGACGAAGAGUCGGAUCAGAAUGUCACCGCGUGUAAAGACCAGCAGCGUGACCGCAUGGGAGCCCACGAAGCCUUCGAGACACGGGUCGAUUCUGCUGCUGACGCCGGUGGUGCCGGUGGUGCCGGUGGUGCCGGUGGUGCCGGUGGUGCCGGUGGUGCCGGUGGUGCCGGUGGUGCCGGUGGUGCCGGUGCCCCUGUCAAGUCAGAGGGAGCCUCUCUGACUGCGUCUUCCACCACACAGCAGCCAAAUGCUGUCUCUGAAGCGACCUCUCCUGUCGGUGGCGUGAAUCCUUCCAUCUGUAAAAUUGACCCGCUGUCCUUUGAGCAAAGCGAGCAGACGGAGACCGAGCGGGACGGCGCCGCCUCCCCCGCUGUUGGACCAGAGAGCGGCAUUUCAAGCAUGGCCGUCAGCCCCGAUUCGCCGGAUGCUGGUGCCGAGCUGGAAACCGCGGUUAAUGCUGCGGCCUGUAGAGCACGGCCUGAAGAAUGGGCCGAGGCCCAGAGCGGCGCCGAGGCCCAGAGCGGCGCCGAGGCGUCAUUUGCCACUGAUGACCGUCACGGGUCCGUUAACGAGCAGAAACCCCUCAGCGUGUCCACAGACUGGGCUGAAUACGGGUCGGCCGCAGCCAAUGAGGACGUCUUCGGCCACGAGGUUGACGACCGCUACCAGAGCGCGCUGGACCAGUACAUGGCACAGAUUACAGCCAGUGUCACCAGUGAACCCAUGAAGACGACGGCCAGAGAAAAUGCGGGAGGCGUGGAGGUCAGAGCAGGAUGUGGAGAAAGUGUGAGGAAGAAGGAAAUGCAAGUGAAGGAGGAGGAUGAGGAGUGUGAAAAGACUGAAAUCAGUAUAAUGGAGGCGACUAUGGACCACAAUGAGUGGAUCACAGACAGUAACUACCAAGUUCUCCCCUGGAUGAAUGUUUGCGCUUCACCUUUGGCUCAAAGUGACCAAAACGCCGGGCCGGUUCCUCUCAGAGCCGCUGAGGAUGAAGUCCAACCGAAGCCCGCGCUCGGCGCCGGUGAGGAGAAGAAGGUGGUGGCUGUGCAGCCGAUGCCCCAGAGCGUCAGCGUCACCUUCCACACCCACUACACGGCUCAGAACCCGCACCAGACGGUGGCCGUGACCGGGAACCGGCCCGAGCUGGGCAACUGGAGGGAGUUCAUCCCGCUGGAGCGGGCCGGGGACGGGCACUGGGCGGCGGCGCUGAGCCUGCCCGCCGACAGCCACGCGGAGUGGAAGUUCGUGCUGCUGGAGAAGGGCGAGGUGUGUCGCUGGGAGGAGUGUGGAAACCGCCUGCUGGACACGGGCUGUGGAGAAGACGUGCUGCUGCACAGGUGCUGGGGAGUCCUAUAGGAGGAGAGCGGCGCGGGCCCGGUACCGGACGCUGGACCAGACCCUGGCUUCACUAAAUAUUUAGGCUCGGCCUCUGGAAUAUGUGACUUUGAGUGUGUGCUUCUCGUAUCCAGUGGUUUAGUAGAUUAGUUAUUAGUCAAAUGACAUGAAACGUCUUCCUUUUGAUCGUGGCAUCAGAUUUAAUUAUGCAAAUUGAAACUCCGAAGGAGGAACAACAUACUUUGUCCAUUUGCUGCUUUAAAACCUCCCCAACGAUCGAAUACAGUAAAUGCACAUAGUUGACUUCUAUCAGCAAUAAUCAAAGCAAUAAUCCUUCAAUCUGUGUGAAUAGUGUUAUCAGGUAUUUUAAACUGAUGCUGCUUCCGUCGUGUGGAAUGUGCCUUUUUAAACAUGAUUUUUCUAUUAUGUGUUGUAAUGCUCGUCAUCUGUUUUACUGAAAUGACUUGUUUACUUAAAAUGAUGCUGUUCUUAAUUUGUGUAAACUAUAACCUGUCACUUAACAUUGUGAAUGAGUAUAAUCAAAGUGGAGCUGUUUAAAUAAAUGAAUCUUCGAAGUCUGUUAAA